AUGCAGAAGAUGCUCCAAGAUAUGUUGCUAUCUUUGAAGGUGCUCCAGUCCAAGCACUGGAGUGCAGGACAUAGAGGGGGCAGCAGGCAGCCCUGCUCCAUCCCAGCUCUUACUGAGCAGGUCUGGUGUUUUCCAGGAUUCCAAGCACAAGAGUCUGACGCAGUGGAGAGCAGAGCGGAGGGGCAGCGUCUCGUUGUUGAGUGUCGCUACAGAUCCGCGGAUUACAGUGCAACACGGAAAACCUGGUGCCAGCCGAGGGAUAAGAAAUGCUCUCCAUUAGUUAUCACUUCUUACACAUCAUAUGGAUACCACAGCAAGGUUACCUCUGGAAGAACUACGAUAGAGGAUGACACCCGCAAGGGGAUUGUAACCAUCAUUAUGGAGAAGCUGCAGGUGCAGGACUCCGGCCUCUAUUGGUGUGCGCUCUAUGACCCGCCCAAUACACUGUAUCCAUUAACGACAAUUCAAUUGGAUGUUUUCAAGGAAGUCAAUGCUAUGGAGGGGCAGAAUCUCUCUGUCCAGUGUCCAUACAACACACAGCAUUAUAAAGAGGAAAAUAAAGCCUGGUGCCGAAGGAGAGUUCAGAAUAAAUGCUUUGUCUUGGUCAACACUCAUCACAUCACAUAUCAAAACAGCGCUCAGAAAGGCAGAGUCAGGAUACAUGACGACACCCAAAAAGGGAUUGUUACUAUCACCAUGGAGAAACUGAAGGUAGACGAUGCAGGGGUGUACUGGUGUGCGCUCUACAAGCCUCCCAAUCUUUACAGAAUAAUUGAUGUUAAACUGGCUGUUACCAAGACUUGUGCCAAGUAG
Molecule: messenger RNA, 813 nt
Organism: Chrysemys picta bellii (western painted turtle)
Lineage: Eukaryota; Metazoa; Chordata; Testudines; Emydidae
Source: RefSeq, a predicted model, not a curated record